AUGGGGAUGUCGGCAGAAGAGGAGGUGAGUUCAGUCGUUGUCGGGGCGAUGGCUUCUGAAGUGCUGCUGCUUGGCGGUGUCUCGGAGCUGCUUGAUGUCGUGGAGGAGUCCAACGGGCUUGAAGAUAGGGUUGGAGAGGAUGUGGCAUCACUCGUUGAUGAAGAGGUAGCGAUAUCAGGGGCGCUGCUCGUGAUUGAGUUUGAUGAAGCGGAUCCCGCUGCUGUCGAAGAUGGGCUGGAGCUCAAGGAUACGAUCGCUGACGACGUGGCUUCCACUGCUGUAGAAGAUGGACUGGAGCUCGGAGGCGUGAUCGAAGAUGAAGUGGAUCUCCCUGCCGAAGCAGAUUGGCUAGAGCUGGAGGUACCGCUGCUUGCCUGCACAUUUGAGCUGCUUGAUGUGGCUGGCGAAGAAGUCGAAGUAGUCGUAGGAGCAGACGAGGAAGGUGUGUUCAGACUCAAGCUUGAAGAUGAGCUCAAUUCGGUGCUCGACCUCAGGGAAGUCGGAGACGGAAGUGAUGAGGAUGAAGGACUGCUAGCUGGCUCCGGUGAUAUGAUCACGGACGAGCUCGUCUGUGCACUCGGCGAAGUUGCCAGGCCCACACUAGAAGUCGUCGUACUCGAAGCUUGUCCUGAAGAGCGUCCGAUGACGGAUGAAAUCUCCCCAUCAGAACUCGUCACUGAAGAUGAAAGCAAGCUCGAAAUACUACCAUCAGCGGCGGUCGAAGGUGCCGUCUGGGUAUCCGAGCUCUUCGAGCUCCUACUCGUUUGUGAGCUUACCGUCGACGAUGUUGUUGCAACAUCCAAAGAGGUCGAGCUCACCUCAUCGCUCAGGCAAGAGAUUGUCCCUUGA
Messenger RNA from Fulvia fulva, 849 nucleotides. RefSeq lists its product as uncharacterized. The record is from RefSeq and is a predicted model, not a curated record. The transcript has a single exon. NCBI's taxonomy places the organism in Eukaryota, Fungi, Ascomycota, Dothideomycetes, Mycosphaerellales, Mycosphaerellaceae. Bases 1 to 849 code for a protein of 282 amino acids.